Messenger RNA from Gracilinanus agilis (Agile Gracile Mouse Opossum), 1284 nucleotides. RefSeq names its product heparan sulfate 6-O-sulfotransferase 2 (gene HS6ST2). Gene Ontology annotation, cellular component: membrane. The record is from RefSeq and is a predicted model, not a curated record. Gene Ontology annotation, molecular function: heparan sulfate 6-sulfotransferase activity. Lineage: Eukaryota; Metazoa; Chordata; Mammalia; Didelphimorphia; Didelphidae. The transcript has 3 exons. The coding region runs from base 1 to 1284 and encodes 427 amino acids.
AUGGAUGACAAAUCCAACAAGCUGCUCCUGGCCCUGGUGAUGCUGUUCCUUUUCGCCGUGAUCGUUGUGCAGUACGUCUGCCCCGGCACAGAAUGCCAGCUCCUCCGCCUGCAGGCGUUCGCCUCGUCCCGUGCUGACCCGUACCGCACCGAGGACGAAAGUCCGCCCCGCUUCGUAGCCCGCCUCAAUUUCACCGACGCCGAACUCCUGCGGAAGGUCGACUUCAACAUCAAGGGGGACGACCUCAUCGUCUUCCUGCACAUUCAGAAGACCGGGGGCACCACUUUCGGCCGCCAUCUGGUGCGCAACAUUCAGCUGGAGCAGCCGUGCGAGUGCAAAGCCGGCCAGAAGAAAUGCACUUGUCACCGGCCCGGCAAACGCGAGACCUGGCUCUUCUCCCGCUUCUCCACCGGCUGGAGCUGCGGCUUGCAUGCUGACUGGACCGAGCUCACCAACUGUGUGCCCUCCAUCGUGGACAGCAAGAAAGAUGUCAAGCUACGACCUACCAGUUGUUGUAAGAGCAAGAAAGCUCACUGCGUCUGCAGAGACCCCAAAGGAGCCUAUCAGAGGCGAGGAACAAAGAAGAGAAGGAACUUUUACUAUAUCACCAUCCUUCGUGAUCCUGUAUCCCGGUAUUUGAGUGAAUGGAGACACGUUCAGAGAGGAGCAACAUGGAAAGCCUCUUUGCAUGUCUGUGAUGGAAGGUCUCCAACUAUUGAAGAGCUUCCCAGCUGUUACACAGGGGAUGAUUGGUCUGGCUGUUCUCUUAAAGAGUUUAUGGACUGUCCCUAUAAUCUGGCCAAUAAUCGCCAGGUCCGCAUGCUUUCUGAUCUGAGUUUAGUUGGCUGUUACAAUCUGUCCGUGAUGCCAGAAGAGCAGAGAAACAAGGUUCUUCUAGACAGCGCCAAAGAGAACCUGAAAUGCAUGGCUUUCUUUGGGCUCACUGAGUUUCAAAGAAAGACUCAGUAUCUGUUUGAGAAAACCUUCAACAUGAACUUCAUCUCGCCCUUUACACAGUAUAACAACACGAGAGCAUCCAGUGUGGAAAUAGAUCAGCACACUCAAAAGCGGAUUGAGGCCCUCAACUUCUUAGACAUGGAAUUGUACGAAUAUGCAAAAGACCUUUUCCUGCAAAGAUAUCAGUUUACAAGGCAGAAAGAUCAUCAGGAAGCCCGCCGGAAGCGUCAAGAACGGAAAAUUCUGAAGACCAGACAUGCUCCCAAGCGCGAUCAAACUGACAACGCAACCUCUGAUUAUGUAGAAGAUGUCGAAAAAUGGCGAUAA